AUGGCGAUGCAGCUGGAGGCAAACGCAGAUACGUCGGCCGAGGAGGAGAGCUUUGGGCCACAGCUCAUAUCUAGGCUAGAGCAAUGUGGGAUCAAUGCAAACGACGUGAAGAAAUUAGAAGAAGCCGGAUUUCACACGGUUGAGGCUGUUGCUUAUGCACCAAAGAAGGAGCUACUAAAUAUUAAAGGCAUCAGCGAAGCCAAAGCUGACAAAAUCUUGGCCGAAGCAGCUAAACUGGUCCCGAUGGGUUUCACCACAGCAACUGAGUUCCACCAGCGAAGGUCAGAGAUCAUCCAGAUCACCACUGGCUCCAAGGAACUUGAUAAACUUCUUCAAGGAGGGAUAGAAACAGGGUCCAUAACAGAGUUAUUCGGGGAGUUCCGUACGGGGAAGACGCAGUUGUGUCACACCCUGGCAGUAACCUGUCAGCUGCCCAUUGACCGGGGAGGCGGCGAAGGAAAAGCGAUGUACAUCGACACCGAAGGGACCUUCCGUCCGGAACGUCUCCUCGCCGUGGCGGAAAGGUACGGCUUGUCCGGCAGCGAUGUCCUCGAUAACGUGGCAUACGCCCGAGGGUUUAACACGGAUCAUCAGACCCAGCUCCUCUACCAGGCGUCGGCGAUGAUGGCCGAGUCACGGUACGCGCUGCUGAUCGUGGACAGCGCCACGGCCCUUUAUCGCACCGAUUACUCGGGCCGAGGGGAGCUCUCGUUUACUCGGACCGGGGGACUCUCGGCCCGGCAGAUGCAUCUGGCCAGAUUUCUGCGUAUGCUGCUUCGGCUCGCGGAUGAGUUCGGCGUGGCGGUCGUCAUCACCAACCAAGUGGUGGCACAAGUUGACGGAGCUGCCAUGUUCGCUGCCGAUCCCAAGAAACCCAUCGGAGGAAACAUCAUCGCGCACGCGUCCACCACGAG
Messenger RNA from Apaloderma vittatum (bar-tailed trogon), 914 nucleotides. It is a transcript of the gene RAD51, whose product is annotated as RAD51 recombinase. Gene Ontology annotation, molecular function: ATP binding; DNA strand exchange activity; double-stranded DNA binding. Gene Ontology annotation, biological process: double-strand break repair via homologous recombination; chromosome organization involved in meiotic cell cycle; DNA recombinase assembly. The record is from RefSeq and is a predicted model, not a curated record. NCBI's taxonomy places the organism in Eukaryota, Metazoa, Chordata, Aves, Trogoniformes, Trogonidae. Gene Ontology annotation, cellular component: condensed nuclear chromosome.